UCUGAAGGAGCUUUCGAGACAACAGAUGGAAAAGUUUACUUCACUGACCAACAGUUCAUUAUAGAACAUCUCAUUGACUUAGAGUCGAAAUAUUCUAAACUUUACAACAAACACAAAAAGUUGAAAGGAAAACAAAAACAAAUGGCAUAUGAUAUUUAUGAAGAUGUUGACGACACAACCAUACCUGCAAGUGAGGUAAAGUCAGAUGAACCGAAAAGUGACGAAAAACCGAUAGAAGAAGAAAAACCAAAAACUGAAGAUAAACCAAAACCAAAGUUUAGUUUCCAAACUAAACCAAGUCAACCUUCAUUAGCUGGUAUGGGUUGGCGUCAAAGACUUAUGGCAGCAGGCGGUUAUGUAAAGUAA
Messenger RNA from Trichomonas vaginalis G3, 366 nucleotides. RefSeq names its product phage tail repeat-like family. The record is from RefSeq and is a predicted model, not a curated record. The transcript has a single exon. The annotation marks the transcript as partial. Lineage: Eukaryota; Parabasalia; Trichomonadida; Trichomonadidae.